Toxotes jaculatrix (banded archerfish) is the source of this 1940-nucleotide messenger RNA. RefSeq names its product zinc finger, HIT-type containing 2 (gene znhit2). The record is from RefSeq and is a predicted model, not a curated record. The transcript has 2 exons. NCBI's taxonomy places the organism in Eukaryota, Metazoa, Chordata, Actinopteri, Toxotidae. Bases 118 to 1839 code for a protein of 573 amino acids.
AUCAACAGGCGACAUGGCGAUGUGAAGCGUUGCUGCCGCAGCUGCAAUAAGGUUACCUAUUUUGGACUUUCCCUUUCCUUUGCUACAACAUUGUUCUUCGGCCCAGCUCAGCCGCUAAUGAAUCCAUUAUUUAGACGGAGACUUCCUCCAUCUGUGAGGAGUCUUCUGACAGACAUCGGUCCAAAGGAGGAGUGGACUGACGCAGAGCCCGACACGGUGACCAGAGAUGGGAUUCUGCUCCCGUCCAGAGGAGUUGGUCCUGGACAAGAGGAGUUUCUCACGCCAGCCAAGGCACAAAAGGAGGAGGCUACAGAGAAUGGGAGUGACGCCAGUGGGAAAGCGGUCUGCAUGUUUUGUAAAAGCAAACCCUCUUGCUACACCUGUCCUCGGUGUAACAUGCGUUACUGUGGCUUGGCUUGCUAUCAGAGCCCAGAUCACUCUGUGUGCUCUGAGGAGUUUUACAAGGAGUCUGUUCAUGAAGAGCUGAAACAUAUGGGUAAAACAGAAAGUGAGGGGAGGAAAAAAAUGCAGGACAUCCUUGUGGAACUCAGACAAAAGGCAGAAAGGACAGAUGGAGGGAUGGAGAGUUUGUUAAAAGAAGCAGGGGUUGUGUCAGAUGACGCAGAUGAAGGGGAAGCAGAGACAACAGACAAAGUGCAGGUUGUGGAGCUCCUGUCCAGGUUAGCAGGGCUCCAGCAGUCUGGAGAAGGGACUGAAACAGAGAUUGAGACUAUUUUGAGAAAACUGGAAAAGAUUGGAGGAGGGGAGCUGCUGCCUGGAGGUCAUGAUGAGGACGCUGAAAGUGCAGAAGAGGAGCUGGACUUGCCUGAUCGACUUUCAGGGAUGGAUGUUGACAAGCUUUCAGAGGAGGAGCUGUGGGAAAUUCUCAACAGCAAAGAGAAAGAGAUGUUUAUGAGUCUGAUGAAGCGUGGAGCGCUUGGCGAGCUGGUUCCGCUGUGGAAACCAUGGUGGGAGGAGCAUGAUGAAGAAAGGAAAGCACUGGUGGAGGAGGUGAGCAAACUGGAGAAAGAAAAUUCAACAACUGUGGAUGAACAGGUUGUUGAUGAUAAAGUCAAGACAUCACAAGAAGUGGUUCACAAACAGAGCAAAACAGCUAAAAAGUCAAGAAAGAUUAAAGGAAGAAACACAAAUGAAACAAACACAGACAAGGAAAGUUCAACAGUUCCCUCUGUGCCUCCAGUAUCUGCAAAAAUUCCAAAGUUAAAUUCUUUAUGUGCAAAUCCAUCUCCCCUUAUAUGCUAUGGUUUAGUCAAUGCACUUUUUAGCUACACCUUCACUCUGUGCCUGUUUAACGGUGACACUGAUUCACUGAUGUUUGAGUUUUGUGACAUGAUUCUUGCUCUGUCAGAGGCACUGAACUCAAGCAGGGUGUUCAGCUCUGUUCAAGAAGCCUUAGACUGUGGAGAAACUCUCAUUUUGGGUGGAGGGUACCUCGACAAGGAGGAUCCUGUAGCCCCAGCCAGGGCAGUGGAAGCUGUGGCUCACAUCAUGACUGGCAGAAACAGGAAAGAUGCCACAGGAUACUGCCUUUCAGCCUUGAGUCAGCUUCGCUCAGUUCUCUCCCAGGCCAGAGCAGCCCUGUCUAAAGAGGGAGAGGAGGGGGCAAAGAGGAAGAAGUACUUCCUCGCAAGUAAGAAGUGUGAAUUCUUUCAGGCCUGGGUGUUGGACAGUGCACACCACAUUCAUAGGCUAGCUGUGGAGUUAUGGAAUGAACACAGUAAAAGAGAGAGUGUAAGGAGCAGCAUGGAGAAAGCAAAGACUGUUGUUGAGGAGAACUUGAAGAAAGGGAAGAGUAAGCUGAUUGAAGAACUUAGCUAAUGAAGUCUUUCUUGAACAUGUUGAUGUUUUGUUCAUGUUGUAAUAAAAGUAUAUGAAAACCUAAAUUAUCUUCUCACUGUAAAAUUCAAGCACCAUAUGGU